GAGAGACAGAGAGGGAGGGGGGAAGGGAGUGAACAAAUGAAACAUACUAACAGAGAAUCGAGGAUCAGUGUAGCAGGAAUCGCUACAGAGAUGCCCAGGGUUUCUCCAUGUAAGAGGAAAUACUCUCUCUCACACACAUAGUGAAGGAUUUGUGGAUAUGUUUUUUCUGACGAGCCUGCAUUCUGAGUGAACUAUAAGAAAAGGAGAUACAUUUUUCCUGCAUCUCUGACUCUCUCAUGAGCAGCCAUGCCUGUUCUGUCACCUGUCACAGGUUUACAUGAGAUGCUUGCACUCCUCACUUCUCAGCUUCAUCCAGAAGCGAAUCAUAAGGAGGACCUGGGCUUUCUCAGGGAGGUCUUCAGUGAGAGGAGCCUUAGCUAUUUAAUGAAAAUCCAUGAGCGACUGAGGCAAUAUCAGCUGCAAAGCCCGACCCCGGUUUUCCACAGCGCCUCCUGUUUAGCAGAGGAUGUUGCAGAGGAGCUACAGAACGGACCACUGGAUGAAGAUGAGAGAGAGUUAUUAACACUUCUGACUGCUCCACAUGUGAAGGCAGUGCUAACAGUACAUGACACUGUGGCCCAGAAGAACUUUGAUCCUGUUCUCCCACCUCUUCCAGAUGAUCUGGACGAUGAAUUAGAGGAAGAAUCUGUGAAGAUUGUGCGUUUGGUGAAGAACAAGGAGCCACUUGGGGCGACCAUCCGUAGGGAUGAGGUUACUGGAGCGGUGGUGGUUGCUAGAAUCAUGAGGGGCGGGGCUGCAGACCGCAGUGGUUUGGUGCAUGUUGGAGAUGAGCUCAGGGAAGUCAAUGGAAAUCUAAUCAUCCACAAACGUCCCGAGGAAAUCAGCCAGAUUCUGUCUCAGUCUCAAGGCUCGAUCACUCUGAAGAUAAUCCCUGCCAUAAAGGAGGAGGACAGAUUCAAGGAAAGUAAGGUCUAUUUAAGAGCCCUGUUUGAUUACACACCAUUUGAAGACAAAGCCACGCCCUGUCAAGAGGCCGGGCUUCCCUUCCAGCGUGGGGACAUCCUGCAGGUGGUCACUCAGGAUGACCCAACAUGGUGGCAGGCCAAACGAGUGGGAGAUAGCAACCUGCGUGCUGGACUUAUUCCCUCAAAACAGUUCCAGGAGAGACGACUGUUAUAUAGGAUCAAAACAGGAACGUACCAGAGCCCAAAAUCUCCUAGAGCAGCACCAUAUGAUCAGACUGGUGAAAAAGAAGACUGUGAUAGUGAGGGCAGUGGAACUGGACACCACAUAGUUUCUCCAAAGUGUAAGGUGGUGGCACCCUCCUGUGGCCAAGCCUUUUCCUGGGAAUUUUACUCAGCUGGACUCAGGAGAAGUUUCAGGCUGAGCCGCAAGGAUUGUCAGGGUUCGACCACAGAGUCUCAAACGGUGGAGUCCGAAGAGACUGAGUUUCUCAUAUAUGAAGAGGUGACUUUAUAUCAGAUGAGACCUCAUGAUAAACCAAGACUUGUGGUGCUUAUAGGGUCUCUUGGUGCUCGGAUCAAUGAGCUGAAGCAGAAGAUGAUUGCUGAGAAUCCUCAACGGUAUGGCGUUGCUGUACCACACACAACAAGACCCAGGAAAAGCCAUGAGAAGGAGGGUGUAGAAUAUCACUUCAUAUCCAAACAGGCCUUUGAGGCUGACGUCCAAUCUAAUAGGUUUAUUGAAUAUGGUGAAUAUAAGAACAACCAAUAUGGGACGAGUCUAGAGGCAAUACGGAGUGUCCUGGCGAGAAAUAAAGUGUGUCUGGUAGAUGUUCAACCUGAGGCCCUGAAAAUUCUUCGUACGGCAGAGUUUAAGCCCUAUGUGAUCUUUGUAAAGCCUCAUGUACCUGAGACCCACCAGCACCGUACUACAUCACCAGGAAGGGCUGAUAAUGGACACAUCACAGAUGAAGACCUACAGGAUAUGAGGCAGUCAGCCAAACAGAUGGACCAACAAUACGGCCAUCUAGUGGACAGGGUCCUAAUAAAGGAGGACUCUGCCAGUGCCUGUGUGGAGCUGAGGAAUAUCCUGGAACGACUUGAGAGGGAGCCACAGUGGGUGCCUGUCAGCUGGGUUCGAUCUUGAUAUUCCCUCCCUACCUUAAUUAGAAUAUUCUUGCAUAUGGUGUAAUGAAAACAUAGACCUCUCUGCCUCCCGAAUCGUUGUUUGUUGUUGUUCAACUGGAGUAAGACAUAAAGAUAAAAGUGGUGACUGUUAAUUGUCCUGGCAGUCUGCUGUCGACUGUAAUAGUCAUGAAUUUGAUUUUUAAUAUUUUGCAUGGAAGUAAUUACACUCUAAAUUCUGCUGAGUUAUUUUUACCCAGUGCUGGGUAAAUAUUUGGUUGUUGUUAACUCGACCAUGAGUUGAAACAACCCAGCAUAGGUUUAUUUAACAUGUUUUCUGUCCAAUAUUUACCCAUCAUUGGAUAAAAUGUAAUAAUUGAGUUGAUCUGGCUGAUGUGUUUAUUUCUGUUGAUUGAGUGACAGAUAUAAAUAUCAUGACGCAAGACUAAUUGGAUGGGAGUCAACAUUAAUGCAGGUUUACGCACUCUGUGUAAGCUGGGUUUAUGUUUACGUAACUCUCUUAAAAGGCUGGGUUGUUUCCAACUUAUAGUGUUGGUCCAAAGGGGACAAAACCAGCCUUUGGUUAAAUUAACCCAAAAAAUGGUUUAUACAGUAUUUGACUCGACAAUGGGUUAAGCAACCCAGCAUUUUGGGUUGAAACAACCCAGCAUAGGAUAGAUUUCAACCCAGCAGGCUGGGUUUGUUCAUUUUUGACUUAACACUGGGUUGAAAAUAACCCAGCAUUUUGUUUUAAAUGAAAGAAAUUCUUCACAGUGAUGCCAUAGAAAAACUUUUUAGUUUCAAAGGAACCUUAAAGGAAUAGUCCAUUUUCUUAAAAGAAAAAUCCAGAUAAUUUACUCACCACCAUGUCAUCCAAAAUGUUGAUGUCUUUCUUUGUUCAUUCGAGAAGAAAUUAUGUUUUUGGAGGAAAACAUUCCAGGAUUUUUUUCAUUUUAAUGGACUUUAAUGGACACCAACACUUGAAACUUAACUCAACACGUAACAGUUUUUUUCAACGGAGUUUCAAAGGACUAUAAACAAUCCCAAACGAGGCAUAAGGGUCUUAUCUAGCGAAACGAUUGUCAUUUUUGACAAUAAAAUAACAAAUAUACACUUUUAAACCACAAUUUCUCGUCUAGGUGAAAGCGUCAGCGUGACCUCACGCAAUACGUGAUGUCAAGAGGUCACAGAGGACGAACGCAAAACUCCGCCCCAGUGUUUACAAGUGUGUUGAAAGAGGACCGUUCCGACGUUGUUGUAUGUGGAAUGAUACUAAUUAAUGUCUUUGUGUCAGUUUAUUGUUUACAAUGGUCCGCAAAUGUGCGUUUUAUAUAUCUAACACGUGACCUCCCUACGUCACUACGCAUUUACGUUAGGUCGCGCUGGACCGGACCUAGACGAAAAGUUGUGGUUUAAAAGUGCAUAUUUUUUAUUUUU
Messenger RNA from Misgurnus anguillicaudatus (oriental weatherfish), 3485 nucleotides. The record is from RefSeq and is a predicted model, not a curated record. NCBI's taxonomy places the organism in Eukaryota, Metazoa, Chordata, Actinopteri, Cypriniformes, Cobitidae.